Molecule: messenger RNA, 1312 nt
Organism: Solanum lycopersicum (tomato)
Lineage: Eukaryota; Viridiplantae; Streptophyta; Magnoliopsida; Solanales; Solanaceae
Product: probable plastid-lipid-associated protein 10, chloroplastic
Source: RefSeq, a predicted model, not a curated record
UGAGGGGUAUAAGUAUAAUUACACAUUUUGGAUGAGGCCAGCAUCAACCAGGGGCUUUUGGUGCAGAAAAACUUUCAGCCUCUUCUUUUGCUAAAAACAAUUUGAGAUGUUUUAGUGCUAAAUUAAGCAUUUUGAGAAUCUCAGCUUUUAGGAUUGAUUCUAAUUUGAGCUUUCAUGCCUCAUUUGAGACUUUAAUCGCUACCCAAUGAUUUCAGCAGGUUUCGGCUCUGCCGUAUGCGUGAGACCUGUUGUCUCCUUUUCAAACACCAUAAGAAGAGUACACAACCAUGGAAGAGUUACAUGUUUGGCUACAUCCAUGUCAUCUGCCUCAAUGACUGUUGCAAGAGAUGCUGAAUACGAAUUGGAAAACCGAAAAUAUGAACUGCUUAAUAUCAUCCAAGAUACGCAACGAGGCCUAGUGACAACUGCUGAUCAACGAUCCACCAUUGAGGAGGCUAUGGUUGUGGUUGAAGGUUUUGAUGCUGGCAAGGAAAUUGACUUGAGUAAGUUGGACGGAACAUGGCGGUUGCAGUAUACAUCUGCACCAGACGUGCUCAUUCUUUUUGAAUCUGCUGCUAGGCUUCCAUUCUUUCAGGUGGGUCAAAUUUUCCAGAAAUUUGAGUGCCAGAAUGAAUCCCGUGGAGGAUUGGUACGCAAUGUCAUCAAAUGGAGUGUUCCACGAUUAUUAGAGGAGAAUGAAGGUGCUACUCUGAUAGUAACUGCCAGAUUUUCUUCCGUUUCUGCUCGUAAUAUUUACCUCAAGUUUGAGGAGAUAGGUCUUCAAAAUAUUAACAUCAGUGACGAUCUGCAAGCUGUAAUAGCUCCAGCAAUUCUGCCAAGGUCAUUUUUAAGUUUACAGAUACUGCAGUUUAUUCGAAGUUUCAAAGCUCGAGUUCCAGUGACCAGUCCAGAGAGACACUCUGUGGGGGGCCUCUAUUACCUUUCUUAUCUGGAUAAGAAUAUGCUUUUAGGCCGCGCUGUUGGAGGUGGUGGAGUAUUUAUAUUCACCAGGGCUCAUACUCUUAUUUGCUAACCAGCCAGUUCAAAUACAAAUAGUUCCAUUUGUGAGUGUAUGUUCCUAUUAAGUUUCACCAAUCUACCAUGCAUUUAUGGAUUCUCACACAUACGAAUAACAGAGAUGAAGAUCAAAGAUGAUAAGAAAGAAAUUUCUAUCAACGUUUCACUUGAUUAUACAAUGAGAGCAUUUACAAGAAGUCAAAUACAAAUUACAUUGUGUAGCUAGAUAAAAAUAUUGUUUUAUGUAUAUAUGUAUUACGUUUACCUUCUAUGCGAUUUUGCCUCUUUCUAUCUU